UCACGCAAACAGGUCCUACUGCGAUCUGGAGCGGUAGUGACUGAUGAGCGCGGUGCUGUGGGGUCGCCUGGCUCUUUCUUUAACGUACGUUUGCCCACUUUUAUCCACUGCUUUACGGAACAUUUCCUCCAGAGGUGAAGCGUUACACGGCUGUCGAAGAUGUCUGUGGCCGGGCUGAAGAAACAGUUCCACAAAGCCAGUCAGCUACUCAGUGAAAAGAUCAGUGGGGCAGAGGGGACCAAGCUGGAUGAUGACUUCAUGGAGAUGGAGAGGAAAAUUGAGGUGACCAACAAGUCAGUGUUUGACCUCUUGUCCAAAACAACAGAAUACCUCCAGCCUAACCCAGCUUCUCGAGCCAAACUGAACAUGCUGAAUACAGUGUCUAAGAUCCGAGGGCAGGUGAAGACCACUGGCUACCCUCAGACCGAAGGCCUGCUGGGAGACUGCAUGCUGCGCUACGGCCUCGAACUGGGAGAGGACUCUGUCUUUGGCCAUGCUCUGGUGGAUAUGGGUGAGGCCAUGAGGCAGAUGGCAGAUGUGAAGGACUCCCUGGACAUAAACGUCAAACAAAACUUUAUUGACCCCCUGCAGAACCUACAGGACAAGGACCUCAAAGAGAUCACGCACCACCUGAAGAAGCUGGAGGGCCGUCGAUUAGACUUUGACUAUAAGAAGAAGCGUCAGGGGAAGAUCCCAGACGAGGAGAUCAGGCAGGCUGUGGAAAAGUUCGAGGAGAGCAAAGAGCUGGCCGAGAGGAGCAUGUUCAACUUCCUGGAGAAUGAUGUGGAGCAGGUGAGCCAGCUGUCGGCACUGAUUGAGGCGGCAGUAGAGUACCACCGACAGUCGUGUGAAAUUCUGGAGGAGCUCAGCAAAAAGCUCCAGAAGACGAUAUCCACAGCCAGCAGCCGGCCCAAGAGGGAAUUCAAACCAACGUCCAUCAGGAGCAGCAUGGAGACCCUGGACAACAGUCAGCACAACGGCCUCUCCUACAGCUCCUCGCUCAAAUCUACCGAUAUCCAGAUCAGCCACACAGUCAAUGGGAAAACUGAUCAUAUAUCCUCUGUUCCACUGUCAUGGCCUGAGAGCCCCACUACAAAUGGCAAUAUUCACCAGUCAGAGGUUUUGGACCAGCCAUGCUGUCGCUCCCUCUACGACUUUGAGCCAGAGAACGAGGGAGAGCUGGGCUUCAAGGAGGGCGACAUCAUCAUCCUCACCAACCAGAUAGACGAGAACUGGUACGAGGGCAUGAUCAAUGGUGAGUCCGGCUUUUUCCCCAUCAACUAUGUGGAGGUCAUCGUCCCCCUGCCUCAGUGAAGACCGGCACCUCGAGUCCUCUGCGGACUCCCUCCUGCCUCAUCACACUCAGCCUCUGUCCUCAGCUCGACUCUGGACUCACCUGGAAACACACAGGGGCCAGCUCACCCCGAAGCUGAACAAAAAUGUCUGUCUUCUGAUUUUUAAACCGAGCCAGAGAGGUAGUAGAUUUGUCUCAAGCCAACUUAAGAUCAAAGUCACUGUUGUUUUCUCUGUUAAUAUUUAUGAACCUGAAGCCAACUGACCCAACCCAAGCCAUUAAAUGGGACACUUCCUGAUUGGUCUGACCAAGGUGAAAAAGUCAUCAAACUCCAUCCCGUCAGUACUUCAGUUGACGCUGCUCCCUGUUUAUCCAAGUUUCUCUUGUUGAGCUGUCUGCCUGUUUUUGCCCACUCAUCACAAACUGAGGCUCCUCAACUCUGCUAGAAGUGGACAUCUUGACUGCAUUGUUAGUCACUACAAAGAAUUUCUAUACUUUUAUUUGCAAUAUCGUCACAAUAGGAACAUUUCAGGAUAUUUUCAAUCCCAUUACAUUGUCAUAUAGUUACGCCAAAAAUGAAAAAGGCUUUGUAUUUGCACCACAAAUCCCUUUAUAUGAUUGCCUGAACUGUCAUGGAGCUCUGGAUUGUGACUACAUACAAGCAAGCUAAGAAGCUAACAUAAUCCAAGUAGAAACAUGAAUCAGCUUGAUGUUUAAGAGCUGUUCACCCAAAUAUUAUCAAGACAUGCACAUAGUUCUGGUUUUAUUUGUCCAAGUUUUGAGAUAUUUGUCUGUGAGGUUUUUGGCUCCACCCUAAUACAAUGGGGAUGAAUGGGAUUUCAUUCGUGGCUCUCACAGGAUUAAAUAGAAAUUAAAAAAUUCAAGAUGUGGCUAACAAAAUAUGGUUUGUUUUAAUUUGGGUGAACUGACCCUUUGAUGGCCAGCUUGUAUGUUUAAGAAAAACAACAUGGCUGCCACAGCCUUGUAUUCCUCUGGUUUUGCUUUAUAUUUAAAAAAAAAAAAGUAUCUUGUGUUUAGAGAAUAAAACAAAAGUCUCACUUUUUUGUAUAUGGCGCUUUGUGAAGCCUUCAAGUCAAGUCUUGCCAAAGUUCAAGGAUAAUUCCAGUUUAUUCCAGCUUUGUUCUUCUCGUAGUUUUGGCCAUCAUUUAAAUCAGUAGUUAUUACAAUGUACUCUGUAAGUUUAGAUUGGGAACAGGGUGUCAUUGCUUAAAAGAAGCACCGCAGCAGACAAUAUUUUAAUACCAACAGUGGGUCAGGCCUGUACACCAAACAGCAGACAGACAGCGUUAGAAGACAUAAAGUUAUAAUAUGUCAUAAUACAUGUGUCAUAAGCAGUUUGUUGUGGUGUUCUACCCCGUAGUAGCCAAAUACAAACUGUUUCUGCUUUAGACAAACCUCCAGGUUAAAGAGAGAAAAUUAAGUGAAAAGGUAAAAAGUUAAUACCCAAACUGUCUGUUGUGAACAUCCAUCACUGUUCACAACUUCCUGAUUUAUCUUUGACCUGCCGACCAUGGCAUAGACGUGAACACUGUUCUGGUGCAAUCAAGAAUUGUUAUGAAUGUCUCAGGCGUGCUCACUUUCAAAGACGUUGUUUAGAUUACUGCUUCCCAACUCUCAUUUAUCUGAAAAAAACAAAUUAUAUUUAAAGUUUAGAUUAUUAUUUAAAAUCUAAUCUUUGAACGUUUCCAAUGCGGGAUCAGAGUAAACAGUGAACAACUGUUAUUGUGAUGCAUUGAAUAUAAUAUGAAAUAUACAUAAAAUAUGUCACUGAGUCAGUUUACUUAAUGAUAGGAAAGGGCUCCCUUAAGGAAAAUGUUGGGAAUCACUGCAUUAGAUAAUCUGUUUAUGCCCUUUGGGAUUGUCUGACUGCUUGUGUUUCUAACCUGUCAGCCACUUUGCUGAGUACAAUGCUCUCAAAACUGAUGGAAAUGAUGGCCAAAAUUCCUAAAACAACGGCCAAGCUGUUAUAAACCAGAAUCAUCAUUUAAAAUGUGAAAUCAAACCUUUGAUCGAUGUAGGCUUUAGCUCGACGGCGCUCUGCACAAACAUUCCAUCGCUAUUUAUUUUAGACACACUUUUAUUUUGUGAACAUUUCAAGCCACGGCUCUUGAACAGCAAUCACACCACUAAAAGUCAGCCUCACAUUCCACUGGGAUAGUGCUAGACAGUAUGUGACGUGUGUUACUUGUUUGUUCAGGUCGGCCCGUCCUGUGUCGUAACUCUGUACCUUCCUGUUGACGUCCUCUCUCCUCUUGCCUGUUUGCCUGCUGUGCUCUAAAGUGUAUCAGAACACGACAAUGUUUCGAUUGUGAGGAUCUCUCUCUCUCUCUCUCUCUCUCUCUCUCUCUCUCUCUCUCUCUCUCUCUCUCUCUCUCUCUCUCUCUCUCUCUCUCUCUCUCUCUCUCUGUUUACAUGCUCUGACUUAUUGUGACAUAAUAUAUGGACCGUACCGCCCGCUCUGUGUCAAAAUAGGGAUGAAUGCCUUGUCACACUGAAAUCAUAUGAAAGUGCUUUUUGAAAUGUCUGUAUUGCACUGAAGCUUUAGAAACUACCUACUGUACCAUAUGCGUUUAUGGAUACGCACCUUUUUUGUUUGUUGAUGUUUUUUUUUUUCUUCAGCGUUGCACUUUGUGUUAUUCACAACGGGGUUAGAAUCACUACCAUAUCAGAUAUAUACGUGAAGUCAAAAUGAAAAAAUACUUAGAUUUAUAUAACCACAGAUGUUCUUUGUACUGUGCUAUGUUGAAUCCACUCUCUCAAUUAUUGUAACGUAGACUGGAAAUAUGGUUGUGUCACAUCUUAAAUGGGAUGAGUCUGUGGAAGUAGAUGAUCCUUGUUCCAGCUCUUUGGUUAGCUAGCGAUAAGCCAUAGGAUAAGUAAAGGCCUGCAGUUACUGUGUGGUUGUGCUGAUAGACCUGUUCAUUUAGCGCGAGUCAGUAAAACACCUCAACAGCCUGAUAAGCAGCUGUCUCCUGACAGUGGAUGUUCAGUGAAAUGCUGCCAGACAAAAGGGUGCAAGAGGUCAAUCACAGUAAAUUCUCUGAGAGGCCUUUAUUUCCCUCAACUGCAAAGAAAAUCAGGCUUUUAUUUUAAACUUGAUUUGUAAUGGCCCCUUGUUUUAUAGGUUUAUUUGAUCAUGUUUUAAUAAGAGGACUCAAUGUUUUCUGAUCAGCUCCUGGCUUUUAACAUGCUGUUGAUACAAACUCAACUAGUUCAAAUUCAUGAUACAUUUCCACAGAACCAAUUCCAACAGAUUCGUGUCAUACUCACCACUCUGCUGCUCUGAUAUAAAUAUGGUUUCCUUUCAUUCAUUGCAUUCCUAAUCCACGUUAUUUUCUUUCAUCUUUUAUCGUAUGUGGACCAACUUUAUACAGAAUAGAGAGAAAAUAAAGAAAAUGUAUUGGCUAGUUACUGUUAGCUUGCAGUUGCUUAGGUGUCAUGUUGCAUGAUGAUUCUUUCUCCUUUUUUUUUUUUUUUUCACAAAGAUUGUUAUUAUGGAUGUUGGAUACUGGGGAGCUCUUAGCACAGGGUGCUAUCUGCAACACAGUCAAAAUACAUUACAGAAAGGAAUGUCCAUCAGGAGGUUAAAUCCUGUAUUCAGUACAAGUGAAAACAACAACUGUUCUAAAUGCAGUCAAUCAUGAAACAAGUGGACAUAUUUAAGAUUGAAUGCAGGAUAACUCUUUUAAACUAUAAUUUUUUGCAGUUAGCCCCACAGUAUAAAUGACUGUUUGAUACACUAAAACAAGAUCUCUCUCAACAAUGUACCUCUGUUUGCCUUUGCAGUCCACAAAAGUCUCUCCUCAGUAUUCAUUUUACAACUUCUAGGCAAAGGAAACUAGCUGCGCAGUCCUGUAUUUAAUUUUUUCAGUAGCAUAAUUUAUGCAAAAGGUGUUUUAUAGAUGUUGUAAAUGAAUAUAUGAAUAAAUAUAUUGCGUAAAUAAAUGACAAGGAAAUAUCAAGCCAC
Messenger RNA from Dicentrarchus labrax (European seabass), 5282 nucleotides. It is a transcript of the gene sh3gl3a, whose product is annotated as SH3-domain GRB2-like 3a. The transcript is spliced from 11 exons. Gene Ontology annotation, biological process: synaptic vesicle uncoating. The record is from RefSeq and is a predicted model, not a curated record. The coding region runs from base 160 to 1314 and encodes 384 amino acids. NCBI's taxonomy places the organism in Eukaryota, Metazoa, Chordata, Actinopteri, Moronidae. Gene Ontology annotation, cellular component: glutamatergic synapse; cytoplasm; presynapse. Gene Ontology annotation, molecular function: protein binding.